CAUUUCCAGCCGCACACAAGAACAUCAUCAGAUACCUGGGAAGAAGAGGAGAUGUCUGGAUCUAAAGGCACAACAGAUGUGAAAAGGCGAAAAAUGGCUGAGUUUCCAAAAGCCAUCAUGAAGAUCUUCAACGACCCCAUCCAUGGACACAUUGAGCUGCACCCGCUGCUGGUGAAGAUCACAGACACUCCUCAGUUUCAGAGACUCAGACACAUCAAACAGCUCGGAGGAACAUAUCUGGUGUAUCCAGGCGCUUCCCACAAUCGCUUUGAGCACUCACUUGGUGUGGCGUAUUUAGCUGGUUCCCUGGUGAAGGUUCUUCAUGACAAUCAGCCUGAGCUAGAAAUCACCAAACAGGAUUUCCUGUGUGUUCAGAUCGCUGGUCUGUGUCAUGACUUGGGUCAUGGUCCAUUUUCUCAUGUGUUUGAUGGCCUUGUUAUUCCUGAAGUCAAGAAAAUAAAACAAUCCAAAGGCUUGCCUGAUGACAUCCCUGAAAAGUGGAAACACGAGCAGAUGUCAGUUUUGAUGUUCGAUGACAUUGUGAAGAGUCUGAAGGCUGAGAAUAAAGACGUGUUGAAAGAACAUGGACUGGAUGAUACAGACGUCACCUUCAUUAAAGAGUUAAUCGAAGGGGCAAAAACCUCAGAGUGGAGAUACAAGGGCAGAGAUAAAGACAAAUCCUUCCUGUAUGAGAUCGUGGCAAAUAAACAGAACGGCAUCGAUGUGGACAAAUGGGACUAUUUUGCACGAGACUGUCAUCACCUCGGCAUCCGAAACAGUUUUGAUCACCAGCGUCUGCUGAAGUUUGCUCGAGUCUGUGAAGUGAACGGGAGAAAUCACAUCUGCUUCAGAGACAAGGAGGCUGAUAAUGUUUAUGACAUGUUUCGCACCCGAUACACUCUCCAUCGCCAGGCCUAUCAGCACAAGAUCGUUAACAUCAUCGAAGACAUGUUUGCAGAAGCUCUCGUACGAGCUGAUCGUGAUCUUCAUAAAGGAAAACCUGAAGAUAUGCUGAAGAUUUCUGAAGCUAUAAAGACAGCAGAGGACUACUGCAAACUCACAGAUGAGAUCUUUGAGCAGAUCUUGUCCUCCACUUCUGAUAAACUGAAGGAAUCUCGAGACAUCUUGAACAAGAUCAUCAGAAGAAAACUGCCAAAGUUUGUUGGAGAAGCCCGAGUGACUGAGAAAAACAUCUCAAAGGAAGAGCUGACAGAAACAUGGAAAGCUGCAGUAGAGAAGUACAAACCUACAGACCCCACUGUUUCUCUGAACGCUGAUGAUUUACCAGUUUAUGUGGUAGAUCUGGAUCACGGCAUGAAGGAUAAAAACCCCAUUGAAAACGUCUAUUUCUACAGCAAGAGGAAACCCAACGAAGCUUCUGUCAUUAAGGAUCAUCAGCUGUCCAGUUUCCUGCCAAAGAGGUUUAAUGAAGAGCUGGUCAGAGUUUACUAUAAAAACACUGAUGUGAAUAAAGAGGAGCAGAUGAAGAAGAUGGAGGAGGCUGAGAAGUGCUUUCACAUCUGGUGUGACUCCAGUUUUGGACUCCAUUAAUGUGCAUAUGAUUUAUAAUAUAUGAUAUUUAAGGUUAUGUACUGCACAAUUAGUACAAGUGUCUGUAAUUUCACUUAUUGUUUAAUUAAUAAUCUAUACUAGCACUUUAUUAACAAGGAGGCAAAUGAUCAAAUAAACCUUGCUCACUUCCAUGUUACUAAAAACAUGUUGACAGAGAAAAUCUAUAAUGGAAAAUAAAUAAAGGAGUAGUAUCGAUAGUAUGAUAAUAUCAAAAUGAAUUAAGCACACUUUAAUUGCAUCAGCAGAAUGUUUUGUGUCCAGAAGAGUGUCCAGCAGAGGGACUACAUCUGGACUUUUAUUUUGUAAAUGUUUCCUGAGUCAUUUUGCACCUGUGUCUGUUAUAACGGUGAUAUUAAUUGUUUAAGGGUUUAAUUAAUCAUACUGUAAUCUUGAGCUUAGUUUGUUUUGCAUUUGUCAGUUUAAAUCACAGACUUCUGUCUAAAUGAAAAUUAGUAUCUACAUAAAAAAAUUAAGACAUACUAAAUUGUAAUCAUAUGAUGAAAUUGACAUGACAGGAUGGAACUGUGAUAAAAAAAAAAAAAAAAAAAAAAA
Carassius gibelio (silver crucian carp) is the source of this 2124-nucleotide messenger RNA. Its product is annotated as deoxynucleoside triphosphate triphosphohydrolase SAMHD1-like. Bases 52 to 1551 code for a protein of 499 amino acids. Gene Ontology annotation, molecular function: dGTPase activity. The record is from RefSeq and is a predicted model, not a curated record. Gene Ontology annotation, biological process: defense response to virus; regulation of innate immune response; dGTP catabolic process. The transcript is spliced from 15 exons. Gene Ontology annotation, cellular component: nucleus. NCBI's taxonomy places the organism in Eukaryota, Metazoa, Chordata, Actinopteri, Cypriniformes, Cyprinidae.